GUCUGGCCCUUUAAGGGCCGCCCUCGAGGAGGUGCCAGGUCCUGUGGCUCCGGUCUGGGCUUCCUGGUCCUGCGGGCUAAGAACUGUGCGUGGGACCGUGGGAAGAGGCCGUGUCCGGUGGCCGCCCCGGGCUGGCCCCAUGGCCCUGGUCACUGUGAGCCGCUCGCCUCCGGCCAGCGGCCACUCCACACCCGUAGGGCCCACGGACCAGCCCAUCAAGCAGAGAAGCCGGCUCCAACGCAGGCAGAGCUUCGCUGUACUGCGUGGGGCCGUCCUGGGACUGCAAGACGACGAUGAUGGAGACCAUGGCAAGGAUGCCACCGAGGAGGCCAGCAUGGAGCCGGGCGAGGAGCAGCCCCUUGCAGACCAGACGGAUGGGCAGGGGUCCCAGAAACGGGGGCCGAGCCAGCACCUGCACCACAUGGUGGAGCUGCUGAGGCCUCAGGAUGAUAUCCGCCUGGCGGCGCAGCUGGAGGCAGCCCGGCCCCCGCGGCUGCGUUACCUGCUGGUGGUUUCCACGCGGGAACCUUCGAGCCAGGAUGAGACCGUCCUCCUGGGGCUGGAUUUCCCAGACAACAGCUCCCCCAGCUGCACCCUCGGCCUGGUCUUGCCCCUCUGGAGUGACACCCAGGUGUACCUAGAUGGAGAUGGGGGCUUCAGCGUGACAUCCGGGGGGAAGAGCCACAUCUUCAAGCCCAUUUCCAUCCAGACCAUGUGGGCCACACUGCAGGUGUUGCACCAAGCCUGUGAGGCAGCACUGGGUGGCGGCCUGGUACCUGGGGGUAGCGCCCUUGCCUGGGCCACCCACUAUCAAGAGAGACUCAACUCUGACCAGAACAGCAUCAAUGAGUGGAUGGCCAUGGCCGACCUGGAGUCUCUACGGCCUCCCAGCGCCGAGCCCGGCCGACCCUCUGAACAGGAGCAGAUGGAGCAGGCCAUCCGGGCAGAGCUGUGGGAGGUGCUAGACACCUGUGACCUGGAGAGCAUCACUUCCAAGGAGAUCCGCCAGGCCCUGGAGCGGCGCCUGGGCUGUCCUCUGGAGCAGUACCGAGACUUCAUCGACAACCAGACGCUGCUGCUCAUGGCCCAGCAGGACAGGGCCUCCCGCAUCUUCCCCCACCUCUACCUGGGCUCCGAAUGGAAUGCCGCGAACCUGGAGGAGCUGCAGAGGAACAGGGUCAGCCACAUCUUGAACAUGGCCCGGGAGAUUGACAACUUCUACCCCGAUCGCUUCACCUACCACAACGUGCGCCUGUGGGACGAGGAGACGGCCGAGCUGCUCCCACACUGGAAGGAGACACACCGCUUCAUUGAAGCCGCGAGGACCCAGGGCACAUGUGUCCUUGUCCACUGUAAGAUGGGCGUCAGCCGCUCGGGUGCCACCGUGGUGGCCUACGCCAUGAAGCAGUAUGGCUGGAGUUUGGAGCAGGCCCUGCGACACGUGCAGGAGCUGCGUCCCGUCGUGCGCCCCAACCCCGGCUUCCUGCGCCAGCUGCUUACCUACCAGGGCAUCCUGACAGCCAGCCGGCAGAGCCACCUGUGGGAGCAGAAGGCGGGGGGCAUCUCCCCAGAGGAGCCCCUGGCCCCUGAAGUGUCCACGCCAUCACCACCUCUCCCACCAGAGCCAGGGGGUGGUGGGGAGGUGCCGGUUUUGGAAUCGGAUGAGAAGCAGGCAGCACCCAAGUGCGAGCCUGGGCCACGGCCCCGGAUCAACCUUCGAGGGGUCAUGCGCUCCAUCAGCCUGCUGGAGCCAGAGGGCGCUCCCGGGGACAGCGACCUGCCGGAGGUUUUUUCCACCCACGAGUCUUCAGACGAAGAGCCCCCGCAGCCCUCGAGGGCCAAAGGAGUCCGACGCACCCCCCGGAGGCCGUGGCCUGCCCUCAAGUCCCGCCAGUCAGUGGUUGCCUUGCAGAGCGCCGCCCUGGUGGCUGCCCGGACCCAGGCCUUCAAGGAGCAGGGUCAGGGUGAGGCCAGCCCAUCCCCUGCACCCAGACCGCGGAAGGUGGUGAGGCAGGCCAGCGUGGACGACAGCAGAGGGGAGAGCGAGAACUAAGCAUGGCGGCUCGAGCACCCCUGGCCCUGGCAGCCACUUUCUCCAGCGGGUGCUUGACCUGGCACUGUAGCCUCACCUCCUGCAGCCAUAACGGACUACGUGGCCAUGCCCUCAGCCCCUGCCCUCACUCACCAACAGCCGCCAAUCACAGGGCUUUCAGGUGUUCAGCCUGGCCCAUCCACCAGCC
Molecule: messenger RNA, 2240 nt
Organism: Ochotona princeps (American pika)
Lineage: Eukaryota; Metazoa; Chordata; Mammalia; Lagomorpha; Ochotonidae
Gene: SSH3
Product: slingshot protein phosphatase 3
Exons: 14
Coding region: 140-2053 (637 amino acids)
Biological process (GO): protein dephosphorylation; negative regulation of actin filament polymerization; actin cytoskeleton organization
Cellular component (GO): cytoplasm
Molecular function (GO): actin binding; protein tyrosine/serine/threonine phosphatase activity
Source: RefSeq, a predicted model, not a curated record